AUGGCAUCGCAAAAGCUCAAUGUUUUGGUGUACACAGGCACCGGAUCGACCAUUGAGUCAGUCCGGCACUGCAUCUACUCUCUCCGCCGCUUGCUCGGUCCCAACUAUGCCGUGAACCCCAUCACCGAGUCUGCUUUGCUGAGAGAGCCUUGGGCCCCGACGUGCGCUCUCCUUGUCUUCCCUGGCGGCGCUGAUCUCGGCUACUGCCGUGUUCUGAACGGCGCCGGCAACCGCAGUAUCGCCCAGUUUGUCCGCCGUGGUGGCGCCUACCUCGGCUUUUGCGCUGGUGGUUACUACGCAUGUCGCCGCUGCGAGUUUGAGGUCGGAAACCUGGAGCUAGAGGUUACUGGAAGCCGAGAGCUGGCCUUCUACCCCGGGACAUGCCGGGGUGGCGCGUUUCCGGGGUUUGAGUAUCACAGUGAGCGGGGUGCAAGGGCGACCACGAUCUCCGUUUUAAAGGACGCCUUUCCUGACUCGGCGUCGCUCCCCAGUGAAUUCCGAUGCUACUACAACGGCGGAGGGGUGUUUGUGAACGCGGACAAGCUCGCGGUGGAGUCGGGCAAUGUGCAAGUGCUUGCUGAGUACACGGAUGAUAUUGCGGUUGAAUCCGGCGCGACCAAAGCCGCGAUAGUGUACUGCAAAGUCGGCGAAGGAGCAGCGCUCCUCACAGGUCCUCACCCCGAGUUCGAUGCUGUUAACCUUAGCCGCCAAGUCGAUGUCCCAGGGUAUGAUCAGCUCAUCGAGGCACUAAAAACAGAUGAAGAUGCUAGAACCAUCUUCCUGAGGGCUUGUCUUACAAAACUCGGCUUGGAAGUCAGCCAGGGAGCAUCGCCCGUGCCGAGUCUAUCCAAGAUUCACCUCUCUGCGCUCCACCAUUCCGACGUCAGCGAGAUACUGUGUUCGUUUGAAGACAUCAUCACCAAAGAGAACGGCGAGGAGUAUAUCAAAGGUGGCAAUGACCUGUUUCACCUCGAAAAGCCGGAUUCGAGGUGGUCUCUAGCAUCUCUGAGCGAAGCCUUAUUGAGCGAUGUCGUUGAGUCAAAGAAAAAGACGGGCAGAACCUCCCCAGAUCCAACCGCCGAUUACAGCCACGUCCCCAAACGGAUUGUGUCCCACGAGGACGCCUGGCCAGAACCCAAGGAAACCCCCUACUUCAACCACUCAAUCUUCUAUUCAAGCCUUCGGCAAUUCCGAGAGAAGGAGGAGGCGGAGGAGGCGGAGAGCUGGGGCAAUGUGUUGAUGAACCAUAAUCUUCUUUCAAAGUUACCUACUGGGUUCACCUUUGCCGCAACGACUCAGAUAGCAGGCCGUGGCCGAGGUGCUAACGUCUGGGUAGCGCCUCCCGGCUCCUUGAUCAUGUCCACCGUGAUCAACCAUCCGGCUCACUACGCAGCAACCCGACCCAUUGUCUUCAUCCAGUACCUCGCCGCUCUUUCCAUUGUCGAGGCGGUAAAGUCGUACGAUGACGGUUACUCGGAGUUCCCUAUCAAGAUCAAAUGGCCCAACGAUGUCUACGUCCGAGACCCUUCGAAACCAAACGAAGUCUCAUACGUCAAGGUUGCCGGCAUCCUCGCCAACUGCGCCUACUCGUCGGGAAGUUUCCAAGUUGUCCUCGGAAUCGGCAUCAACACCAACAAUGCCCGGCCGACCACCAGUCUCGAUGCGGUGCUGCCCCUGCUAGAGGGCGGCAAGAAACUCGGGUCCUUCCGAAUCGAGAGGCUCCUAGCCCGGAUCCUAACCCGCCUCGAAACCCUCUAUACCGAGUUCUGCCGCAACGGCUUCUCGCGGGACCUUGAGGGCAAAUACUACCAGCACUGGUUGCAUACUAACCAGAUUGUCACGCUUGAGGCUGAGGGUGGGGUCAAGGCGCGUGUAGUCGGCAUCACCAGAGACUGGGGCAUGCUGAUGGCCGAGGAGGUGGCCGACAAUGGCAUCAACGGCGCUUUGCGGUCGACGGGCAAGGUGUGGGCGCUACAGAGCGACGAGAAUAGCUUCGAUUUUUGGAAGGGCCUCGUCAAGAGGAAGAUUUGA
Thermothelomyces thermophilus ATCC 42464 is the source of this 2031-nucleotide messenger RNA. RefSeq lists its product as uncharacterized. NCBI's taxonomy places the organism in Eukaryota, Fungi, Ascomycota, Sordariomycetes, Sordariales, Chaetomiaceae. Gene Ontology annotation, biological process: protein modification process. The transcript has 4 exons. Bases 1 to 2031 code for a protein of 676 amino acids. The record is from RefSeq and is a predicted model, not a curated record. Gene Ontology annotation, cellular component: cytoplasm. Gene Ontology annotation, molecular function: biotin--[biotin carboxyl-carrier protein] ligase activity.